Trematomus bernacchii (emerald rockcod) is the source of this 1279-nucleotide messenger RNA. RefSeq names its product retinol binding protein 4, plasma (gene rbp4). Bases 1 to 579 code for a protein of 192 amino acids. Gene Ontology annotation, molecular function: retinol binding; retinol transmembrane transporter activity. Gene Ontology annotation, biological process: retinol transport. The record is from RefSeq and is a predicted model, not a curated record. The transcript is spliced from 5 exons. NCBI's taxonomy places the organism in Eukaryota, Metazoa, Chordata, Actinopteri, Perciformes, Nototheniidae.
AUGCUGCACUACGCUGUGGCCCUCUGCCUCCUGGCUGUGUCCUGGGCACAGGACUGCCAGGUCUCCAGCGUCCAGGUCAUGCAGAACUUCGACAAGACAAGGUAUACAGGGAUAUGGUACGCAGUUGCAAAGAAGGACCCAGAGGGUUUGUUCUUAAUUGACAACAUCGUGGCCGAAUUUAUUAUCGCUGAGGAUGGCUCAAUGACUGCCACUGCUAAGGGCAGAGUGAUCAUCCUGAACAACUGGGAAAUGUGUGCUGACAUGUUGGCCACCUUUGAGGUAACCCCUGACCCCGCUAAGUUCAGGAUGAAGUACUGGGGAGCCGCCUCAUACCUGCAGACUGGAAACGAUGACCACUGGGUCAUUGACACCGACUACGACAACUACGCCAUCCACUACUCGUGCAGACUGGUGGAUUCUGACGGCACCUGCCUGGACGCUUACUCCUUCAUUUUCUCUCGCCAUCCCACCGGUCUGAGGCCGGAGGACCAGCGCAAUGUGGUCCAGAAGAAGACCGACCUCUGCCUGCUGGGCAAAUACAGACGCGUUUCACACACUGGCUUCUGUAAUAGCAGCUGAUCUGUUUACACACGUCUGGGACGAUGUGACCCCCCCUCCCCCCAAUCCCCUCUGAUGUCUUGGACUGACUCCCACCAAAAUGGUCCCUCCUCUGCUGUCUUUGUUUUUCCUAACAGAGAAAGCAGCCCAUUAUUCGUUUAAAAUGGCAAACUAUAAAUACACUCACAUGACCUAAUUGUGAACAGAACGGAAGGAUUACUGUGGAUGCUGGUUUGUUGUCACUUUAUCAAAAUGUCCCUAUUAGUACAGAAGAUUAUGGGCCUUUUAACAUUUUAGUCCUAUCAUCAACAUCUGUCACGUGUUGCCUUAAACAGCCUUCUUAAUAAAAACCAAUGGAAUUUUCUUACUGUGAGUAAAUGGAACAUAUCAGAUCACUAAAAAUCUACUUUUGGAGCUCUUCAGGCCAUUGUGAGGAAUAAGUAGGUUCUAAAGUGAAGCUGAAUUAUCUGCAUUAUUGCAAAUACGCAGCUAUUAGCACCAUGUCUACCACAAAACCAGGUUCACAAGUCACUGGCUUGCUUUUACACUGAAGUACGUACAGUAUCUUGUAGCACAACAUCUAAUAUUGUUAAUAAACCUAAAUACCUACACAUUUAGUCAUCUGCUCUAAAGGUCUAUUAGUUUGGUUGUAACUUGAUUGUAUAAUGUAUACCUCUUGAUCCAGUUUUGGGAAAUAAAACGUUCAAUAUGUGUCGGUUCA